UUCGACCUUCGUCACUCCCGAGCCCGUACGGGAGUUGUAGCGAUGAUAGUAGCUACUAACAAUUGGAUACCACGAAAUUGGGGAUAAAAUUCAACAACAAAAAAAACAAAAAAAGUACGAUGUAACCAGUGAGCGCAGAAUACAGACUCAAUUGGUUUAAAACAAUAGAGUUCAGUGAUGUAACCCCAGGUGUGGUUUACUGUAACAUUAAGAUCCCUUUAUUGGUCAAAUACACACAAGGCCCAACUGAACUGUGACUUCCACUUUUUAACCCAACACCUCUAAAAGACUCAUACAUACACAUAAAUAUAGAGGUUUUGGAGAGGUGCAGGGGACUACCACACUGGGCGCCUGGGGAGCUGUUGCUGGGGGGGUUAAGUGCCCCGCUCACGGACACAACGGCAGACAAUGGAAUCUAGGAUUUGAUACCAGCAACCCUCCGGUUGCCAGCUUACUUCCCAACAGAUUUUUCCCGGCAGACCCGGGAUUCAAACUGGCAACCGUCCGGUUGCUGGCUCGCCUCUAACCACUAGGCUACCUGCUACCCUGCCAUACCUGGAUCAGUCAUGGAAUCUGAGAAUCUUUGGACCGAUCUCAUCCUGACCCCUCCUGUUGAUCUGUCUGAAGUUUAUCUUAGCUUUAACAGUUUCACAAGUUUAUCUACGAAUGGCUUUGAUUCUCUAUAUGGUUGAAUAGAUGGGUGGGCUCCAGGAUGUACAGUAAACAUGAGGAAGUGGAGAAAAGAUUGGCUGCAUAUGACAUUGAUCGUGGCUACAUGAGUGGGGGUUCAGAGAGGAUGUUGCACUCAGACAUACCCGUUCAGGUUACGUUGAGGUAGAGGUGAGGGAGGGCGGUGUCACGUGGAGCCCCCCUCUGAUCCAGAGAGCAUGUCGUGGUGUGCUGUCACAGAGCCAUGACCCCGCCCUCAGCAACAGGAUACCUGUGAUGGAGAGAGGACAAAAUCAGUUCGUGUCACUUUACUGAGACACACACAUUAUUUUGAUCACAGUCACUUAGCAGAUGUUCUUGUCAAGUGCCUCUUGAACUCUCGUCGACACCCAGGCCUAGGCAGUAAAUGUGGCCCAUGUGAUACGGUGAACUGAUAACCAUGGUGUUGCCCAAACCUUGUCCAAGCAACUGAGUCGUACAAUCCACUCCUACAGUCAAGAGAAGUGGUUCUCAUUCUUACAAUAUGUACUAUAUGCAGGCUACUGCUCACAUGUACACACAUCCUGACACGUAUUUGUCCAUGAGCACACAAUCACAAGGGUACAGCAGGCAAACAGAAACACACCCUCUGUGUGUGAGCACAAUGCAUUUGUCAACACAGUGCUGUUUAAACUGGACCUUCCCUGGACUACGGUAUGUCAGCAGUAGCAACACUGACUCUUGACAUGGCCAUGAGAAAAAUGUGCCUAUUUGAAUUUUUAUUUAAAUGAACUCUCAUUGGAGACCCCUGCAGUGGACUUCACUAAUACAGUAUGUAGAAUGCUUUGUGGACUUCACUAGAUUUCUGUGAAAUCGGGGGAGCCUGGACUAGUGAAACUUAAUGUGGCCAUAACGUGUGGUUAUUUGCUCUAUGACCUUGUGCUUCUGGCCACUAACUGGAGCACAAUGGGGGACAGCUUUUUUGUCUGCCACCACUUGGCGGCGCUCUAUGCAUAUGGAUAUGUCUUGUCUCGUGGUGUGCUUCCCUAUUUCGCCAACUUCCGUCUCAUUUCAGAGUUAUCCACACCUUUUGUGAACCAAAGGUGGUUCUACGAGGUGCUGAAGUACCCUCGCUCGGACCGCUUGGUUGUGGCCAACGGCAUGGCCAUGGCAGUGGUCUUCUUCAUGGUGCGCAUCUUCGUCAUGCCUCCCUACUGGGCCCGGGUGUUUGCCACCUUCGGAACGGAGGCCUUUGAGCGCUUGGGCAUCGGUGCUCAGGUGGCCUGGAUAACAUCCUGUAUCGCCCUGGACAUCCUCAACACCAUCUGGAUGUACAAGAUCGCCCGCGGCUGCUACAAGGUCAUGAUGGGCGCCCGCGGCAGGAAGGCCAAAGAGGUCUCCCCGCUCAAGCAGAACCAUGUGAAUAACCACACAGACUAAGAGAUACUGGCCGGAGGGGGGAGAUAGACAGACUCUGUGGAAGGGAGACAGGAAGGACUUCAAGGGCUCUUAUAGCCCCUGCUAGCUCUAACCUUACUAUUAUCUCCAUACCCAGAAAUCAUGCAGCCGAAUGGAUUCAGGUCCUCAUCAGAUUCAGCCUCACAGAAUGAGACUGGUCCCACACUAGCUUCUGUACCUCAGUGUUUCAUCAAUGGUAUGGUGGUACCCUGGCUGGGUUUGGUUGGAGAUGACAGAGUAGCUGUUAAGUAAACUCCUUCUUGUUCACCUUCAACUUCAACCCAAACUCAGUCAUCUGAAGUGCCUGUGAUGGACAAGUAGAAAGCAAUAAAAUAAGAAACCGCAUUCUGGCUCUGUCAGAGACUCCCUCGGCCAUCAUCCUUUACCCUUUUCAGUUCCCUGACCCGUCCACCCAGAGGAGAGCCUCCUGCUUUGCCCACAGAAUAAGUACCUGUUAGUGUGCUAGUUUGACAGACCGAGACACCGCAAUGCCUCUUACUGCAUUUGCUGUGGCCUCCUUUUUAUGAACACCACCUACAUCGCCAGCAGACCGGUCGCCCUCUCACAGCAACAGUUCAGAUUGAAUCACCACUGGAUUUCCCAUCCACAGCCUGGAUGCACAUCCAGGGGAAAUGGAGACAGGGAUGUGGGGAUUGGAUCCUACCGCUGCCGCCAACUCUCCGGAAUCAUGUUUUUUCAUUGGACGCUUCUCGUCCAGGGUCUGGCUGUGCUCUGUUUGCGUCUCUGGGAUCUCAGUUAUCCUAUUUGUUCCUCCUGUUACUCAACCUCAAAACCAGGAAUUGACAACGCGUCUUAACUACACUACACUAUCAUAACCCUCUGUCACAGCGGAGUGGUUAAAUCCAUCCAGUUUGAUGCUUCUGUUCUACCUCUCCCCUGCCUUAUAAAGACGUGUCAGUCCCUCCAUAUGAGAAUAAUCACAAUGAGGUUUUUUCUCCUUCUGUAAAGAUGUUUUAGCCUUUGAAAAGAUAUCAUCCAUUAUCUCUAGUUCAGUGGACUGGAAAGAACGUUUUCUCUGUUUCUCUGGAGAUUUUCCCAGCCACUGCAGUGUAACACUACUGUUAAACACAACCCUCGUUCUAGUGUCUAUCUAAGGUACCUCUGGGGAUUUUAACUUCCAUUUUUCUCCUCUAUUUUCUGUGUUGUAUUGAGAACUGAAUUUGGAACAAGAGAGGGUCCCUUUAGGGGGGGAAGCAUCCUUCUGUUUUAGGUGCUGUUCUGCCUACAGAGUGGCAGCCAUAGGAAUGCCGGAAAUGUGAUGUUCCCAAUCGUUUCUAUAGAUAUUCAUGUAAGAUCAAUUAUGAAUGACCUAUCUGACAAGAACAGCAAUACGCUGGCAAUGUUGUACUAUAUGUGUAGCCAUGUAAAGUCCUACUGUAUUACUCAGUUGGAAAUCGCCCUUUCAAAUCAAGUUGAUUUGAUUGAUUCAAAUCACAGAGCUUGUUAAGGAAACGUUGGAUUAUGAUGAUUUAUACUCUAGUUUGGAUCACUAAACAGGAUACAUAUGAAUUGCAUUAAUCUAUGGGUUCCUCUGCACUUCAUUUUAAUCAGUGUAUAUUUUAUGUUUUUCACCCAGCUGUAUUGAGUGCAUGUUAAGUGUUUUGUUUUCUGUCCUCCUCCUGUCCCUAAAGCGUUGACGUCGUUUGGACGGGGGUCUGAAAUGUUAGACUUUUCACUGUGGAAUUAAAGCACACUCCCCAUGGUGGAGCAAAACCCUUUUGAGCCCCUCCAUGUACCACCUAGGAGGGUUGUAUUGUCGUGCCUUUACGCAAACAGGAAAUCUUAUUGCAGUCCGGUCGAGAUUAGCAUGACAUUUUAAUGUAUAACUGCUGUUUUUCCUUUUUUUCUCGCUAUUGUAAUCUCUUCUCUCUAUGGAUACUGUUAUGUAUAUAUUUUUGUACCCUGCACAAUAAUGAAUCCAGACAAGUAUUCUCCAAAGUUGACCCCUCUGAAGGGCCUGCUUGUUUUUCUUCUGAAUACGGGAGCAGGUCUCGAUAUGAAUGUUGUGAUGGUUCUAGUGACAUUAGGAGGAGUGGGAAGUGGCUUAGAGGCUGCUGGUUAUGACCAGAAUGAAGAUGAGAUUGGAAAUGUAAUUAUUGUCAUGUAGUUAUUCAGCUACUUCAGCUCUGUUGAGAAGCUAGUGAGAUUCAGCUCACUCUUCUCACCCAGUCCUCCAAUACUUCAAGCUGUGAAUAGAGCAACAUGUUUAUCAUUCAUCAGUCAAGAAAACAAUAUUUACAACUGAGUACAUGUGCAGCCUGAUGAUGAGAUUUCUGGUGCGCCAGUAGGCUGUGGUGCGCAUUUAAGUCUGCUUCGGAUGCCUGUGAGAGAGGUUGUACUUCUGCACAAUGUCCAAAGUUUGUACAAACUAUUAAUUGGAUGUUUAGUGUUUCACUGGCUUCAGUGUGUCUGUGGUGUGUUGAAUUGCAAUGUAGACCUCUGGGUGAUUUAAAAUAGUCAAGUUUUGGUUUUUGGUAAUGAGGAAGUGACACGGCGGUUUCUGUAACAUCAUGCCCGAGUGCACUAGUAUCCGCAAGAAAUAACCGUGUGGCCUUCUAUCCCUUUUGGAAGGCUAACAUUGUGUAUUAAGAGGGUUUCAGGCCCUGGUGAGAAAUGAGGACAUGUUGUAGCUCCUGGAAGAACUGGUAGAACCGUUGCAUUUAUUUCAGCUGCAUUUCAUCUCUUUUGUAAGGUUGAACUUAGCAGCGUCUCAAGACUUUUAGCCAUUUGAUACUAAAUGCAAUGGAUUAGCCAGUAAAUAACCUUUGACUGAAUCCAUGUAUUCUUGCCCCAGCUUUUUGUGGACUCUCUCGGAUAGUCCUGCUUCACCUGUGGAGCAGAUCUGUAGACCGCAGCAGUCGCAUCCUUUAAGUCACAAGGAGGUGCGGAGAUGGAACAAAUUAAGUCAAGAAAAUAACUAAUAUAACUGAUAGUGAUGAAACGAGUGAACAUGAACUAAUGAGGAAAAAAAUCAUAGAUCAAAUGUUGCCAGUGGGUUUUUGGUUGUUUUUUUAUUAUUUUAAUGCAAUGACAUUUAUUGUUACAUUAUUUUCUGAAUAUUUUAAUGUGAAAAGAACAAUACACAGGCCUUAGGGUCCCUGUCUCAACACCAUGUGAUUUAGAUUGUCUGUCUACAAUGACCACUACUAAUGAUGUCGUUGUAGCACUGAAAGUUCAGAAUUACUUGAAAGUUUUGCUCUUCAAUAAAUUUGAAGACAGAAAAAAGA
Molecule: messenger RNA, 5354 nt
Organism: Oncorhynchus gorbuscha (pink salmon)
Lineage: Eukaryota; Metazoa; Chordata; Actinopteri; Salmoniformes; Salmonidae
Product: TLC domain-containing protein 4-B-like
Exons: 5
Coding region: 1615-2088 (157 amino acids)
Biological process (GO): lipid homeostasis
Cellular component (GO): endoplasmic reticulum; membrane
Source: RefSeq, a predicted model, not a curated record